This is a messenger RNA of Penicillium cinerascens, 783 nucleotides long. RefSeq names its product 2-keto-4-pentenoate hydratase. Gene Ontology annotation, cellular component: cytoplasm. Lineage: Eukaryota; Fungi; Ascomycota; Eurotiomycetes; Eurotiales; Aspergillaceae. The record is from RefSeq and is a predicted model, not a curated record. Gene Ontology annotation, molecular function: 2-oxopent-4-enoate hydratase activity. The transcript has a single exon. Bases 1 to 783 code for a protein of 260 amino acids.
AUGUCUGCGUUCGACCUCAAUGAUGUCGCGGCUGCACUUCGCACCGCUCGUGCGGAAUCAAAGCCAAUUGACGCACCAACCAAGACAUGGCCCAGCCUCGAUGCCGACGGCGCAUUCAAGGUUCAACAGAUCAAUUCCAUUCAUGCUGUCCAGAACGGCGACCGAUUGAUCGGAUAUAAGCUCGGAAACAUCGCCAAGGUGAUGCAAGCCGCCUUUGGUCUUGAUCACCCAGAUUAUGGAUUCCUGCAUGCAAGCUCCUUCCUGUACGAAGGUACAUCCAUUGCCCGCAGCGAAUUUAUCAAGCCGUUUGUCGAGCUUGAGCCUGCUUUUGUUCUGAAGGGUCCUCUUAAGGGCCCUAACUGCACUGUUGCCGACGUCAUUAGCGCAAUUGACUAUGCAAUCCCGGCCAUUGAGAUCAUCGACUCCCGCGUCAAGGACUGGGCCAUCGACCUGCCCGAUACGUUGGCGGAUAAUGGAUCUACCGGAGCUGUUAUUCUUGGCGGUACCCCUCGGAGGCUUACCGAUCUCAAUCUUAGCAACAUGCGGGGCUUUUUGAAGUUCAAUGGUCAGGAAGUGAUGUCUGGAAACACUAAGAAUAUCCUGGGUAACCCUUUGGCGGCCGUUUCUUGGCUAGUCAACCGACUGUCGGAGUAUGGGAUCGAGUUUGAGGCAGGGCAACUCAUUAUGCCGGGAAGCUGCUUGGAGGCUGUCCCGAUGGAGCAGCCAGGGCACUGGUCUUGUACUUAUGAGGGAUGGGGAACAAUUGAGUUUGAGAUUGUAUAG